Ceratotherium simum simum (southern white rhinoceros) is the source of this 1435-nucleotide messenger RNA. RefSeq names its product carbonic anhydrase 11 (inactive) (gene CA11). NCBI's taxonomy places the organism in Eukaryota, Metazoa, Chordata, Mammalia, Perissodactyla, Rhinocerotidae. The record is from RefSeq and is a predicted model, not a curated record. Gene Ontology annotation, molecular function: zinc ion binding; carbonate dehydratase activity. Gene Ontology annotation, cellular component: basolateral plasma membrane. Gene Ontology annotation, biological process: one-carbon metabolic process.
GGGAGCUUGAUGAAAAAAGAGCCAAGAGGGGGUGUGGAUUAGAAACCACGAGGUAACCCGAGGGAGAGGAGGAGGAAGAUCGGAGGUAGAGGGAGACUGGGGAGUCCGGGGGAAAAGCAGAAGAAGGAGACGCACAGAGAGAGGGGAGAGGAGAGAGGAGUGGGUUUGGUGGGGUGGGUGGCUCAGUCCCUGGCUCCCUCCGUAUUUGGGGAACCGGGACUCCUUGUGGGGAGGAGAGGAAGGCUGGGAGUCCUGGAGGGACAGGGUCCCACAAAAAGGAGAGGGAGGAGCUGAGAGAGAGGGGGCCAGGGCAUUGGGAAGGGGUCGCUCAGAGAUCUCCUGGGGAUGGGGGGCGCCGCUCAUCUGAGCGCCCCUCGAGCGCUGGUACUCUGGGCGGCACUGGGGACGGCAGCUCACAUCGGACCUGCACCUGACCCCGAGGACUGGUGGAGCUACAAGGAUAAUCUCCAGGGAAACUUCGUGCCAGGGCCUCCCUUCUGGGGCCUGGUGAAUGCAGCCUGGAGUCUGUGUGCCGUGGGGAAGCGGCAGAGCCCCGUGGACGUGGAGCUGAAGAGGGUCCUUUAUGACCCCUUUCUUCCCCCGCUGAGGCUUAGCACUGGGGGAGAGAAGCUCCGCGGAACGCUAUACAACACUGGCCGCCACGUCUCCUUCCUGCCUGCACCCCGGCCCGUGGUCAAUGUGUCUGGGGGGCCCCUCCUUUAUAGCCACCGACUCAGCGAACUGCGGCUGCUAUUUGGAGCACGUGAUGGAGCCGGCUCUGAACACCAGAUCAACCACCAGGGCUUCGCUGCUGAGGUGCAGCUCAUCCACUUCAACCAAGAACUCUAUGGGAACCUCAGCGCCGCCUCCCGGGGCCCCAAUGGCCUGGCCAUUCUCAGCCUCUUUGUCAAUGUGGCUGGCAGCUCAAAUCCAUUCCUCAGCCGCCUUCUUAACCGGGAUACCAUCACCCGCAUCUCCUACAAGAAUGAUGCCUACUUUCUUCAAGACCUGAGCCUGGAGCUUCUGUUCCCCGAAUCCUUCGGCUUCAUCACCUAUCAGGGCUCUCUUAGCACCCCGCCCUGCUCGGAGACUGUCACCUGGAUCCUCAUUGACCGGGCUCUCAAUAUCACCUCCCUGCAGAUGCAUUCCCUGAGACUCCUGAGCCAGAAUCCUCCCUCUCAGAUCUUCCAGAGCCUCAGCGGUAACGGCCGGCCCCUGCAGCCCUUGGCCCACAGGGCCUUGAGGGGCAACAGGGACCCCCGGCACCCGGAGAGGCGCUGCCGAGGCCCCAACUACCGCCUGCAUGUGGAUGGUGCCCCCCAUGGUCGCUGAGACUCCCCAUCGAGGAUUGCGCCUGCCCUCCCCAAGCCUCCCCACCAGGGGAGGGGAGUCACCCCCAAAACAAAGCUAUUAAAGGGACAGAAUACUUCCUGUU